CGUUUUCUUUUAUGCGGAGGCCGAUCCCAAGCUGUCGCAAAGUAAGCUGGAAAUAUAAUGACAGUUCCGGGUAAAUCUCACCGAUGGCAGAAAAUCCGACAGACGGCACUGUCCUGUGAGGGUGACAGGAGCGAGUAGAAUCAGAGUAGGAGUAGAUAUUGGCUGAAAGAGGAAUGGAUUUUUAACUGACGUGCAAGCAAUUAGAGCUGAGAAAGGAAAUUCCGACUUUAGAAUAGUGAGAUGAGAAAGAUUGAGAACAGAGCAAGAGAGAAAUGCUGGAGGAACAGCUAGAGUGAAAUACUGAUGCUGACAGAGAUAGAAGUGAAUUGAGUGGGAGACUCAGGAGGGAGGGAAGGAAAGACAGAGAGAAAAGGAGCAAGGGGAUGAGUGAAAGGGGGACAGAUGGUGGAACAAAAACAGAGACUGCAAUGUACUGGAAGAACGAAAAAUUAGGACUCAAAAUUACUUGGUGUGGCUGUCAGAGGGCGUGUUUUCUUGUACCAGUUCCAGAGAAGGAAUUAAAUUGAUGUAACUGGAUGGGAAGUGGAUAAUAAUGGGAAGAUAAUACAGAAGGUAAAAUGGCAGGAUUGACUUCCUAAGUAGUAUAAUUGGCAUAUUGUGGAGAAGUUGUGCAAUUGAAAUUUAAAAUAGGAAGACAACAAGUUUUGUGAUGUGUUUUUCUCCUGCACUGUUGCCCUCUUCUGAGACCCAUUAGAAAAAGAAGUUUUUGGAAGCAGAGAGACUCUGCAGGACGAGUCAGCACUUCAAUAAGAAGCUGGAAGACAAAGGACGAAGGGAAGUUUUUAGUGGCCAAAGAAUGUGGUUGCAGCAGCGUUUGAAGGGAUUACCAAUGCUCCUUUCAAGUAGCUGGGCCAGAAGAAUGCUGGUGGGCCUAGGUAUCCUGUUGAUCUUUUACUGGUACCUGGUGUCAGAAAGUGGGUUCAGGUUGUUUCCUGGCUCUGAGGAUGCCAAGACAGUGACAGACAGUUGUCUUCAGGUAGAGACCCAACAAUGGAAGGCAGCUGUAGAGAACAGCAAUGGCCUGAUGAGUGUUAUUGGUGGAGACAACACAGGACAGUUAUCUGGCCCAGCUGUGGUUGGCAAUGGUCAUUUAGUUGUGGAUGCUCUCUCCAAUCAGCUUUGGGUAGCAUCAGCUCCUGCCUCAGGCCUUGCUGCCAUCCACCUGACAGAUUAUGUGCCGUUGGUGGUUUUGAAAUCACUCGGUGUUCGUUCAGUAUCUAGAGCUGCACUCAUCCACUUUCAGGAGGGACUGGUUCGGUUGUUCCAGUGUGUACAGGUCGGACUAUCCCACAAAUAUCGGGAGUGUAUCACUGUUCGUGAGGAUGUGAUUGUGCAUCGGAGCAGGCCCCACCUUAUACUGCAGAAGAUUCACAUUUCCAACCCCAGUGACAGGGCUACAGUCUUUGAAGUCAACAGCAAACCGUCCAUUGUUGGAAACAAGUUUUCCUCGAGCCUAGAGAAGCACAAUGACCAGGAGUUUCUACUGUUAUCGGGGAGAGUUCUGACAGAGGAAAGGGAGACUAUUCUAGUGGUGGUGGCCACAGAGAAAAUGGCCAACAGGCUGCAGUUAGCAGCAAAGUCUGAAUUCACUGAACAUGUGGUAUCAGUAGUUUACACGCUUCAGUUAGUUGACUUAACAAAGUUGGAAGAAUCAUUUAGUAAACUGAGAGAUGCAGCAAAAUCAGAAAUGUCUGAGCUGCUGAGAAUGGGAGCAGAAGAACUGUAUCAUGAACAUCAGAAAAUGUGGGGUGAUUUAAUAAUCUCAGGUGUGGAGAUGAAGAAGAUCACCGACUCGCACACCCCUUCCAGCGUGACUGUGAAUAGAACACUCUUCUAUGUUCUUUCCAUGUCAGUGGCUCCUCUGCUGGAUUUGCAGAGUAGAGCUGAAGAACGAGAGAAGCUGGAGGCCAACUUGAAUUAUGCAGAUCAUUGUUUCAGUGGUCAUGCUACAAUGCAUGCAGAGAACCUGUGGCCUGAGCAGAUUUCUGAUGUAGUUCGCUUGCUGCAGCUCACCAAUCUGUGGAGACUCACACUGCAGAAACGAGGCUGUAGGAGCCUGUUGGCAGCUGGCUCCCAUGGAAUGCUUCAAGGGAUGGUCAUGAGUUUUGGGGGCCUACAGUUUACAGAAAACCACCUGCAGUUCCAGGCUGAUCCCUCUGUCCUGCACAACAGCUACCUGCUGCGAGGAAUUCAUUACAACAAGGACCUUAUCAACCUGGCAGUGUUACUGGAUGGAGAUAACAAGCCUUUUCUUCAUGUCUCUGUCAAACCUCAGGACAAACCAGUCAAACUGUACGGCUGUGAGGCAGGCUGCAUGAACGAUCCAGUGGAACUGACCUCUGAGCUUAAAGGUCACACAUUUCCUGUCAUGGUAACACGCCCCAUCACUCCCUUACUGUACAUCUCGACUGACCUGACUCAUCUGCAGGCACUGAGGCACACACUCCACCUGAAGGCAAUCCUUGCUCACGAGGAUCACAUGGCUGAACAGUACCCAGGCCUCCCCUUCCUCUUCUGGUUCAGUGUGGCAUCACUCAUCACCUUGUUCCACCUCUUCCUCUUCAAGCUCAUCUACAAUGAAUACUGUGGCCCAGGCGCCAAGCCCAUAUUCAGGAGUAAGGUAUAGAUCUUCCGUGGACUCCCCAUCUCUCCUUGCUCACUGGGAGCCAUGCUACGUUGUGACUCUUGCACCUUUCUCUGAGAUGGGAGCGCUGUGGGUCUGUGGUGAUAAGAGGUUUAUUUUGCUUUCUGGUGAGACCUUUUAACUUUUAUCCCCAGCACAAGGACCCUAGUUCAAACUUGGAACAGUAUGCUUCCUGACAGAAAUCAAUUUUUUUUUUCGUUUGCACUACAAAUUUUAGAUUGAGCAAAAUCAAAGCUUAUGUUUGUGUGUGUGUGUGCCCGCGCGCCUGGCUCAGUUAUACCCACUGAGAAAUUAUCAACACAAUACAUGAUAAAGUAGCUUUAUCGGAGCUCAUUGUUUUAAGUGUGGUAUCUGCACAGAGUGCAGGUGAAGGGGGUCCUCCCUGCUUUCUCAGCAUUACGUUUUGGGGGAUUUGAUGUAAGGGGAGAUCAAAUGAGGUGUAUAAUUUCCAAGUGAUUUGAAGCAGUAUCCAAAGUGAGGAAUUACUUUGUAUCACCAGUCACUCUUAGUGGCUCUGAAGGUGAACGGUGGGAGCUUGAGUGGGUCUAGGGAUGACAGCGCAGAAUGGGAUCUGACCAUAUGUAGCAGUUAAUUAACUGUUGUCUUUUCCUUCAGUCUGAUCUGAAAGGGCGCUGCUUUCAGCUUAGUUGAGAUUCAGUCAAAUUUUACCAAGCCUGCUCUAAAUUUGGAACAAUUCCAGUCUCUCAAGUCAUUUGAAAAUGCAACAUUUUAGUGUGAAAUCUAUACAGAAUGCAGAGCUGACAAGUUUAAGUUUUAAUAUAAAAUGGACAGUCAAACUCAUGGUUAAGCAGUGUCAGCAAAAUCCUGAGACAUGUUCAUUCUUUCUAAUGUGAACAAGCAGAAUUUUGGAGUGGGUGUGGAGCUUGUUGGACCCUGCCACGAUCGCAUUGUUCAAACAGAGCAGUUUGGGUCCACAGAUUUUGUUUGUGACUGUUACUGGGAGAAUGGACCUUAAUGAGUUGUCCUUAGUACAUCAGGAAACCCAAAACAUUUCACUUUGAUUUUUACUGAAAAAGAAACUGUACUGUGAAAUGGGAGAGUGAUUGGACUGAGUAGAAAGGAAUGAUUGUCAGUAAGUCAAGUGGGCUGUCAAGGUAUCCAGCCUAGUACUUUCAGUUUCCAACCUCUGGGAUUCCUCUGCAUGAUUGCCAGUGCUUGUACACAACAGGAAGGAACAGACUCUGUACUUAAUGAGGUGUCUCCACAGUCGGGUGGCCAGCCAGUGCCUCUUGAUUCAUGAGCCCAAUGUUUAAUCAGCAAAAAAAUUCAACGGGCACUUAUUUGACACAGCAGAUGUACAUGACAUGGUACAAAACCACACUCCUCUACCAGCACCAAACCCUCCCCUCAACUGCAGCUUCACUCAUAUUCUCAGAGUCACUGUUCCUUAGUACUCCCUUUCGUCAGAGUUUGUUGGGAACUCUUGGAUAGAGGUGAAUGACUUUACCUCCUGUAAACAGCUGUGAGCGUUUAUUGAUUUAUUUAUAAACUGUGCUUGUGUGUGAAUGCUCUGAGUAUUGUAUUCACCAUUUCAGAGUUUCUAAGAGACCUCACUUGGGGCAUGAAGUUUGUAAAUAAUCAGGCUGGUGAGUAUAAUAUCCUAAGCAGUCCGUCAGUGCACAAAUAAACCAUGCUCUGAAGUUGCUGUGUUCUCGGAUGUUGAUGGAGCCAUACUUUGCCUGUGAGGCUUUCUCACCUGCCUCUUCUUUCACCUCUCAGUAAAGCAUGGAACAAAAAGCAAUGUCUUGGCCCGACAGCAAACAAAUGGUUUCUGCCCCAGCAGGUACAAAGAAGAUACCAUUGUGCUACUGGCUCUAUUCCAAUGGCAUCUUGAGUUUUGUGGAAGACACAUACUUACUCACACUUCACACCAGUUUAAACAAACCUUUUCAUGUUGCUGAUCCUGUUUAUUUAGUAGUAACUGGAGAAUCGAUAGAAACAAAUAAACCAUUAAACAGCCCUGGGAUUCAUUCACAGGAGUGAUGCUAUUUUUCACUUAGGCACUCCAGUGGAAGAGAAUCAAAGGGUUUUUUUUAAACUAUCUAGGGUGGUGCAAGAUCUUCAUUCUGCCCAUUGUAUGUGCUUCUUGGUUUGAAAUUUUCCAAUCCCAGAGGGUGCAGUCUCAGGUCCCCAGUCUGCUGUUUAGGUAAUAGUCAAAAGCAAAUGAAGCGUGUACCCAUCUUGAGGAAGGAUUAGAUUAAUAGCUUCUCAUUCAUUUUGCCUGUUGUGCUUUCUUGGGCUUGUUUUCAAAGCAGCAUGAAUGCGAUCUGAGAUCAGUGUGGCUAAAUAAAUCCAGGUUGUGGAAAGAUCCAUGCCAGAAACAAUCUUCGUAUAUGGACACCAAGCUAAAUUGGGAAUUGUUACUACCAUUAAUUUUCAUACCUAUUUAUUAAUAUCCAGUGUUACACUCCUAAUUAUUACCACCUAAUGUUUAGCCCACAGGUUAUUAAAAUUGCCUUGAAUAUUCCUGCCAUACUUUGCAACUGUCUUUCGUUCCGUUCAUCAUUAUUACCCAAUUGUUAGUGCUCUCUAUUGUCACUGUCCUAUAGUUCGUAGCAUUGAAUGUUACUGCUCUGAGUGUUAGUACUGUCCAUUAUUGCUGCUGUUAAUAAUGCCAUUCUUUGUUACUGUCCUGCUUUGUUGCUACCUUGAUUAUGAUUACUGAGGGCUACAGUCAGUAUUUUUGUAUUCACUUGGCUGGUUUGGUCUGUUUUCCUGUUAGAUUCAGCCUUGGUUGAAUUGUUUUUAGCAGUCUGAUAGUUUGACAAGUUUCCAUGUCUACUGGUUACAGUCUUUUCUUUGUCAAUUAAACAGGACAUCGAAAUCAUGCCGUGAAAUGGUUCUUAUCCCGUUUCAUCAUGAUCUUGUGUGGCUGUUGACUUCUGUAGGCUUAAGGAUUAGAAGGUGAUGUGGCCAUCAGCAUUGGGUGAGAGUGCAACUACAAACAGAUUCCUUUUGUUCCCCUUUUAGUAAAGAAAGGGCACAGCAUUAAUUUAUUUGCUAAAAGAAUGUGAAAUUGCAUUAGACACUGGAUAUUAGACAACCUGCAACAAGGUCUUGAUUGUCACCUUUGUACAACUUUGACUGAUCAUAACUCACAUUGAACUGGUAUUCUAGACAGAAAGCCACAAAACUUUAUUGUUAUCUCCAGUGAAAUUCACCUUGUUUUCCAGCAUUAUAUGGGCUGAGCAGUUCUAGCAGGGAGUGAAGGAAUACCUUUCUGAAUCAGUUGUGUGGUCUUUGUUUAUCAGAUUCAAAAUUGUCAUUUAGGGAGAGAACUGUGGGGAAAUUGUUUUGAUCAAAACAAUGUUGUGGGGUGAUAUUGCUGUGGGGUUUUGUAAUGAUGCUGUUAACAGUUUGAAAUAAAUGCCAAAAUUGUAA
This is a messenger RNA of Stegostoma tigrinum, 6067 nucleotides long. Its product is annotated as KIAA2013 ortholog. The transcript is spliced from 2 exons. The record is from RefSeq and is a predicted model, not a curated record. Bases 818 to 2647 code for a protein of 609 amino acids. NCBI's taxonomy places the organism in Eukaryota, Metazoa, Chordata, Chondrichthyes, Orectolobiformes, Stegostomatidae.